Molecule: messenger RNA, 1407 nt
Organism: Chaetomium strumarium
Lineage: Eukaryota; Fungi; Ascomycota; Sordariomycetes; Sordariales; Chaetomiaceae
Exons: 1
Coding region: 373-1353 (326 amino acids)
Source: RefSeq, a predicted model, not a curated record
ACCACAUAUGGACGGGGGCUCUGCCAUGGCAGUUCCCCUGACAAUCCGAUGCAUAAAAUUACCACCACUUGCAGGGUACCAUUCGGAUAAUAAAGACCCUCGCCGACUGGAUGUUCCAGGAACGCGGGUUUUUGGAUAGGACAAUACGUUCCGCGAUCAAGGUUCUAUCGAGGAGAAAACAUGGUAAACAAGGACAAUACAAUUGGCGCUAUUAAGAUGAGGGGAGUUCUCUUCCCGCAUCGCUUCGACGCGAGUUGACCGUUGCCACCAGCUCGGCUCUUAUACCUAGCAGCUAUCCUGGGUAGUGCAAGUUGCGUUCCGGCCACUUCUGCUGAGAUUCUCACCGCGCGCAACUCUUGAAAUCAGCCCACAAUGCGGGGCAUCACCAACUCUCUCGUUCGACUCCUCGCCCUCCUGCUACUCGUCGCCUUAGCAGCAGCGCAGAGCUCGUCAGCGGCCCCUCUCACUACAACGUCUUUGCCGGCGCCGACAGCACCACCACCACCAUCCAGCUCCUCCUCCCCUUCCACUUCCCCCUCCAGCACCGGAAACGGCAACGGCAGUAGUAGUCUCCCGCCUUCAUCAUCGGUACCACCAGUACCAACGGGGACCUCCCCCUCCUCCACCUCCCCACCCGACGUCCUCCUCCGCGUACCGGAGCUGCACGUCGGCCGGAUCGAGCUGGACGUGGACGACCUGCGGGCCGACCUCAACCUGAACGCCGAGAUCGCGCGGCUGGUGUCGCUCAACGUGGGCGUGCAGGUCGCCGUGAGCAAGGUCAACAUCACCAUCGCCGACGUCGACGCCGAGCUCGACCUGGUCAUCCGGCUGGGCAACCUCGCGCGGAUGGUCAACCGCACGCUGGCGUCGCUCGAUUUGAACCCGCUGCUGGUGAACGUGCUCAACGACGUGGGCGAGAUUGUCGGUGGUGUGGUUGGUGCCGUGGAUGGCUUAUUGGGGAGUAUCGUCGGCGGUGGUGGUGGCGGGGAGGAGGUGCGGUUUUUGAUUGAUAACCUGGGCAAUAUUGUCCAGGAGGUUGUUGCGGGAGGUGGUGGUGUUGUGAGCAGUAUUGUGGGCAACUACGAGAAGAACAUGACCUUCACGGGCGCGGUCAAGGAGGUGGGGAAUGGCCUGACGCAGAAGACGUAUCGCUAUGAUCCGCUGGGGAGCCUGGUGAAUAUCAUAUUCAAUACCCUGGGGCAGGUGGUGCAGGCCGUGGUGAUAGGGAAGGAUCACUCUGGGGGAGGGAGUACUGGUACGAGCAGCAGUUCGGUUGUGCCGACCUCGACGGCGAGCGUUUCCACGACGGCAAGCUCGGCGACGCAGGCCGCGAGCACGACGUCGACUGUCUAGGAGGGGGAGGUUAUAGAUUGAACGAAGCUACUGGUGAUUUAUGGUACCCAAAAA